GGGGAUUGGCUGUAAGGAGCUUUUCCGGAAAGGGAAGGUAAACACUAUGGUAACCCAGCAAACGGACAACCAACGUUAAAAACUAUGAGCUAAAGCGACGCUGCGCCGUAAACGACCCCGGACUCUUUGUGCUUAGGCGUCCGAGAGAGCUUUGCCAGACAUGGUGGAUGUGUUUUACGGUCGGACCCUCCUGAAUAAGGACGGGAAGUUCUUGGAGCCGGAGGAGGUGCUGAGGAACAAAGUGGUGGGGCUUUACUUCUCCGCGGGAUGGUGCCCUCCGUGUCGGGACUUCACGCCCGUCCUGUGUGAUUUUUACACGGAGCUGGUGGAGGAGAGCGAGCCCCCUGCUCAGUUCGAGAUCGUCUUCAUCUCCUCGGACAAGUCGUCGCACGACAUGGUGGAAUAUUACUACGACAUGCACGGAGACUGGCUGGCUUUACCCUGGGGCGAUGAUUACAAGCACGAGCUAAAGCAGCGCUACAACAUCACAGCCGUCCCCAAACUGGUGAUCGUGAAGGAGAACGGCGACGUGAUCACCGACAAGGGGAGGAAGCAAAUCCGAGACCGAGGCCUGGCCUGCUUCAGGUCCUGGCUGGACGCUGCCGAAAUCUUUCAGAACUUCAAGGGUUAAGGAGGAGCACGAACCCAAAGUCACUUGUGAAAUACUUGGCUUCGGUUUAAGUCUGAAGCCUGUGCAGAAUAAAUGUGGGGGGAAAAAACCCGAUUUCCUUUACCCAAAAUGAUCUUCUA
Molecule: messenger RNA, 750 nt
Organism: Fundulus heteroclitus (mummichog)
Lineage: Eukaryota; Metazoa; Chordata; Actinopteri; Cyprinodontiformes; Fundulidae
Gene: nxnl2
Product: nucleoredoxin like 2
Exons: 2
Coding region: 161-631 (156 amino acids)
Biological process (GO): sensory perception; photoreceptor cell maintenance
Source: RefSeq, a predicted model, not a curated record